This is a messenger RNA of Acanthopagrus latus (yellowfin seabream), 1751 nucleotides long. RefSeq names its product Rh50-like protein (gene rh50). Lineage: Eukaryota; Metazoa; Chordata; Actinopteri; Spariformes; Sparidae. Gene Ontology annotation, biological process: ammonium homeostasis; ammonium transmembrane transport. Gene Ontology annotation, cellular component: plasma membrane. The transcript has a single exon. The record is from RefSeq and is a predicted model, not a curated record. Gene Ontology annotation, molecular function: ammonium channel activity. The coding region runs from base 33 to 1478 and encodes 481 amino acids.
CAGCUGGGGAGAAACUGCGAGUUGUGUACAUCAUGAAUGUGUCUACAAGUUUGAGGGUGCGCCUGCCGGCGUUCGUGUUCGUGUUGGAGGUUGUCAUGAUAGCUCUUUAUGCUGUCUUUGUAACUUACGACGACAAUGCCAAUGCUAAAAUGCAGAACAAUGAGACCAACCCAAUGGAUAACUCCCUGUAUCGAGACUAUCCCUACUUUGCUGAUGUGCAGGUGAUGAUCUUCGUCGGUUUCGGCUGCCUGCUGGCCUUCUUCCGAUUCUACGGCUUCAGUGGGAUGGUCUUUAACUUUCUCACAGCUACAUUCGCGAUCCAGUGGGCCAUCCUGAUGCAAGGUUUCUUCCAGUUUUACUACGAUGGUAAAAUCCACCUGGGGGUGAUCAACCUGCUGAAUGCAGAGUUCGCCUGUGCCGUGGUGCUCAUCUCUUUCGGAGCCGUGCUUGGGAAGACAGGUCCUGUUCAGCUCCUGGUUAUGGCUCUGCUGGAGGUCCCUAUCUUUGCUGUGACAGAGUGGGCUGUGUUGAAAUACAUUAGGAUCAACGAUGCUGGUGGCAGUAUUCUUAUUCAUCUGUUUGCCGCCUACUUUGGCCUAGGGGCGACAUUUGUGCUGUACCGACCAAGCCUGAACAAGGGACAUGCUAAAGAGAUCACUAGCUAUCAUUCUGACAUCCUCUCUGUAAUGGGCACCCUGUUCCUCUGGGUGUUCUGGCCUUCAUUCAACUCUGCUCUGACCUUAAAGGGUGACGACCAACACAGAGCAAUACUCCACACUUUUAUAGGCCUAAGCUCAUCCACCAUCACUGCCUUUGCACUCUCUGCAAUUUUCAAUAAGAGAGGCAAGCUGACGAUGGCUGAUAUUCAGAAUGUGACUCUGGCAGGUGGUGUGACUGUUGGGGCUUCUGUAGACAUGAUGAUUUCCCCUGUAGGUGCAUACGUUCUGGGCAUAAUGGGCUGUACGGCCUGUUUCUUUGGCUAUAGGUACCUGACCCCAUUUAUGGCCCAGCGCCUGAGGAUCCAAGACCAGUGUGGUAUUCACAACCUCCACGGGCUCACCGGCCUUAUAUCAUCAACAGCAGGGAUCUGCGCCAUCCUCCUAGCCACUGAGGAAACCUACGGGCCCAGCAUGUACCAGAUCUUUUCCCAUCGUGCUCCACCUGAGGGAGAUCCAAAGCUCCUAGAACUGCAGCAGCUGAUUCCUGGGCUGAAGCCAGGCUUGGGUCGCACUGCAAAGGAACAAGCGCUCUACCAGGUGGCAGCUAUCUUCGCCACCAUUGCAGUAUCAGCAGUCGGCGGGCUGCUCACUGGUUUUGUCAUGAAUCUGUCCUUCAUGGAAUCCCCAUCUGAUGAGGGCUGCUUCGAUGAUGAGGUAUUCUUUGACAUGCCCUCUGACUUUGACAGUGCUGAAAAGCUCAAGACCACCAUGAGCUCUGAUGAAAAACUAGAAAUGAGCCCUACAAACUUAAAAGUCUAAGCUGUCACAGAGAGACAUAUGAGUCAGACCAGAUUUACACCAGAUAUGAGAUUGGGUAUUAUGGGUAUUGUGCUUUGUGUUCAUGAAAUAAAAUGUGUUGGGGAUUUGAGCUGAAGAGUUUUUCAGCAAAACAUGUUUUGUGUCCCAAACAUGUUGUAUGUAAAAUCAGUGAACAAGUAAAUGUGUAAAUUAUGAGUUUGAUUGAUAAUAGGAAAGAUGUGUGAGGCACUUAUGUUGUGUUUUAUACAUUUGAAAUAAAUUAUUUUGAAAUUA